CUUUGGUACGACUUUAUACGGAUCUUUUUUACCUUUUACGGAUCAUCGCUAAACUAUGGACAAGAGAAUCUUUGACGAUUACUUGAACUCGGUGGGAUCUGACGAGAGCAUCCAGUCCGUGAUCGAGCCCUCCACCGAAGGUAUGCUGACAGGGAAAUCUUGCAAAGCCAAGAAAAAGCCUACAUGUGCCCGGAAGCAAAAAAAGUGCGCAAAGCCUAAGAAGACGUGCAAGUCAAAACCUAAGAAAACCUGCAAGCCCGGUCCCAUUAUGAAUAAUGGGUACUUAAACUUUGUGCGUGCUUACCGGGAAAAGCACUGCAAUAUGAAACCCCAAGAACUGAUUAGAAGGGCGGCCAGAGCCUGGUGCCGUUUAUCAGAGGAAAAGAAAGAUAUAUACCGCCGAAUGGCUUGCAAAGUUACUACUAGUGAAAGACAUAAAAGACGAAAAGUGUGCAAUCCUGAAAAAUGCGAGAAAUCUUAGGUGGCUCAUCUAAGUCUUCUUCAAUCAAUCCCCGUCUUCUGCCCCCUGCUAAUUUUGAUGUGCUAUUGGUGGCUCAUCUAAGUCGUCUUCAAUCAAUCCCUGUCUUCUGCCCUCGGCUAAUUUUGAUCUGAAAAAUUAAGGUUUAGGUUUCCAAAACAGUCUAUAUUAUUAAUAAAGCAUAAAUUAUUUUUUCGGCCAUAA
Molecule: messenger RNA, 682 nt
Organism: Drosophila bipectinata
Lineage: Eukaryota; Metazoa; Arthropoda; Insecta; Diptera; Drosophilidae
Product: protamine
Biological process (GO): spermatogenesis; sperm DNA condensation
Source: RefSeq, a predicted model, not a curated record